CGAAAGGUGUCAAUAUUGUCAAGUUGGGACCUAAGUUGGAAGAACUAAAUGGUGAUGAUACUGGAAUUAACUUCACUGAAGAGUUUUUACUUAGCUGCCCGGAGGUCAAGAAGGAUGGUGAAUGGUAUGAAUUCGAUAAACCUACUUUUAUUAAGCGUGUUUUAUCAUUCUUUGAUCCUAACCUGGACAGAAACAAGAAGUACUUGAAAGAGAUGAGGAGAAGAGCUAGAAAAGAACAAAAGGACAAAAAAGGGAUAGACCCGGAUGACAUGGCGUUUACCCCAGACUUCUAUUUAUCUUGACAGCCCACUGGUUUGAGUCUUUUUGGGGUACCUUCUUCACGCCUUUUUAUUUUAAAUGGUUAAAAUUCUUGUUUGGAAUGUCCGAGGUUUGAAUAAAACCUCAAAACAUAAUUUAAUUGCUAGUUAUAUUGUUGCAAAUAAUGUGAGUUUGUGUUGUUUUCUUGAAACAAAAAUGACCACGGCUAAUUUUAAUAACUAUGUUUUAAAUAAAUGGCCGGGGUGGGUGUGUGAAACUAAUUUUAAUAAAAUAAAUGGUGGCCGUAUGGCGUUGAUGUGGAACCCGAAUGUUUUAAAUUGUGUUUUUAAUGCGGUGGAGACACAAUACAUGCACCUUAAAUGUGUGUGUCGUAUCUCCCAAAUCAGUUUUUUAGCUACCUUGGUGUAUCCGUUAUAUACCGCUUUGGAGCGUAAGGCAUUAUGGGAAGAACUUGCUAUCCUAGGGGAUGGUUUUACCGAACCUUGGGUUAUAGCUGGGGACUUUAAUUGCGUGUCUGCUCCAAAUGAAAGGGUGGGGAGUACCCCACCUACGGCAUAUAUGAUGAAACACUUGUUUGAUUUUAAAGUUCAAGCUAGCCUAGAGGAUGCACCUUCUACGGGUGAAUUCUACACGUGGAAUAGAGGUGCACUUUGGGCAAAGCUUGACCGUGUGUUGGUGAAUGAUAUUUGGAGUCAAAAUGGCUUAAAUAUUACGACCCAUUUCCAUGAAAUGGAGGUUGAGUUUGAUCAUACGGCCUCCGUAAUAUCAAUACUUAAUAAUUCCUCUUUAAGGCCUAAACCUUUCAAGUUCUUUAACAUGUGGAUUAAACAUCCCGAGUUUGCUAAUUUAGUAGCGCAGAGUUGGAGACAUGACAUUGAUGGCACGGCACAAUACUCGAUGGUAAGGAAUCUUAAGUUGCUCAAAAGGCCACUUAAAGAACUAAAUACCAAAGAGUUUGGCCACAUUUCAAAUAAGGUGAAGAGAGCUAAAGAAGAUUAUAAGAGAUUACACAAACUUGCUCUCCAGAAUCCGUUGGACGAGGAUAACCGGAGCCAGUUGAUGGAAGCUAGGAAAAGAGCAAAGUUCCUUACUGAGGCUGAAACUAGUUUCUACCAACAAAAGGCGAAGGCAAUCCACAUUCUUGAAGCGGACAAAGGGACAAAGUACUUCCAUGCGAUUAUGAGGAAGAAGACUACGAAGAAUACCAUUUCUUCUAUCACGCUCGAGGAUGGUAGCCUCACUACCUCUCUAGAACAAGUUGGAAAUGAAUUUGUAAAUUUUUUUGUUGAUUUGUUUGGUACCUAUUCCGAGUGCCAACCCUUAGACCAUGCGGUCUUGGGAACCGGUCCUAUGAUUGAGCCAAGUGCUCAUGAUAGCCUACUUGCUCCGAUUGACACGAUAGAGAUUAAGAAUGCUCUAUUUGCCAUCGGCAAUGACAAGGCACCAGGACCGGAUGGAUACUCAUCUGCAUUUUUUAAGGCAAAUUGGAACUUUAUUGGGGAUGAUAUAGUUCGGGCCAUCAAAGAGUUUUUUCGUUCAGGAAAGCUCCUUAAGCAAAUAAAUCAUACGGUUAUUGCGCUUAUCCCAAAAACGAAUCACUCACCGAAGGUGUCGGACUAUAGACCUAUAUCUUGUACGAAUGUGAUGUAUAAAAUUAUUACAAAAAUCCUUGCGGCUAGAAUAUCUCAAUGCCUUCCCGGCUUGAUUGAUUUAGCCCAAGGUGCUUUUGUUGAUGGCCGCCUCAUGUUUGAUAACAUUUUUCUUGCCCAAGAACUUGUUAGAGGAUACACGAGGAAGCGUUUCUCACCUAGAUGCAUGAUCAAGGUAGAUUUGCGUAAGGCAUAUGACACGAUCUCUUGGGAAUUUCUUAAUGAGGUCUUAAGGGGUUUGGGCUUCCCCGCUAGAUUUAUUGGGUGGAUUAUGGAGUGUGUAACCACGGCUUCAUUUUCCAUAUCUUUGAAUGGAUGUUUGUAUGGUCAUUUUGAGGGCAAGAGAGGCAUCCGACAAGGAGAUCCGAUGUCUCCGUUGUUAUUUGUCAUUUGCUUAGAAUAUUUUUCCCGAUUAAUUAAUUUGAAAACCAAAGUGUCAAAUUUUAAUUUUCACCCACAAUGUGCAAAACUUGGAUUGACUCACUUGGCCUAUGCAGAUGACUUAAUACUCUUCUCUCGGGGUGACACAUAUUCAAUUGAAAUACUUGUCAAGGCCCUUGAAGAGUUUGGGGAUGCUUCGGGCCUUAAGGUGAAUCAUGAUAAAUCAAACAUUUUUGUAGGGGGGAGUUAAUGAAAAUGAUCUCCAGGAGAUCAUGGCCCUUGUGGACUUUGGACGUGGCACAUUCCCGGUUAAAUACCUCGGAAUCCCACUUGCCCCUCUUAAGGUUUCUGUGGCGCAAUACUCACCGUUGCUUGACACAAUCUCGAAUUUUUUAAAAGCUUGGAACACGAAAACACUAUCCUAUGCCGGAAAACUCGAGUUGAUAAGAUCUGUGAUCCAAGGGGUCCAAUCUUUUUGGCUACAAGUUUUCCCGGCCCCCCAAACAAUCCUUGAUAGGAUCGUGUCUAUUUGCCGAAUUUUUCUAUGGGUGGGAAAUAUUCUAAAGUGGCUUGGGAUGACAUUUGUCUACCAAAAGAGGAGGGGGGCCUUGGCAUUCAUAAUGCCAAGAUUUGGAAUCAUGCUCUCCUCUCUCGAACACUUUGGGAUGUCCAUAGGAAGAAAGACACCCUUUGGGUAAGGUGGGUCAAUGGAGUCUACCUCAAAGGUAGGAGUGUGUGGGAUUUUAUCCCACACAAUCGUGAUUCAAUGUUCAUGAAGAAAUUGAGUCAUAUCCGGGACCACAUUUUGCGAUGUUUUAACAAUUUGAAUGAUACCAUUAUGGGCCUAAAUAGUAGAUCCUUAAAUGGUAAACUCUGUUCCGGAAAGAUCUAUGAGUUGUUGAGAAUUAAGGGAAUGCCGAGAGUGUGGAUGAGCUUCAUUUGGAAGUCUUAUAUCCCUCCGAAGUUCUCAUUCAACGUUUGGCUUGCUAUGAGGAACCGGCUACCUACACAGGAUAGCCUUGGUUACUUACAUAUUGUUAAUCGUUGUGACCUGUGCAAGGGUGGUUUGGAAACAAUACCACACCUGUUUUUUCGUUGUUCUUACGCUUGUAGGGUUUGGGAAAGAGUAAAGGGAUGGUUGGAUAUGACACGAGAAAUGACCACGCUAUUUAGCUCGGUCAAAUGGAUAUUAAAAGAUCACAAAGGAUCAAAAAUCAAGGGGAAAGCGGUCCGGAUAGCAUUUAGCGCCACAGUCUACUACCUAUGGCACGCUAGGAAUUCAAAUCGUUUUGAUGAGACAAACAUAAGGGAAGAAGACGUCGUCGCAAAAAUUAAGCAUGUGGUGUAUAAAAUACUUUUCAAUUUAUACCCGCAUGACUUGAUUACAUUUUGAGUAGAAGGCCGAGACAUGGAUAUUAUGGAUGCCGCGGAUUAGGUAGAUUGCUACAUGACUUUUGUGAAGCCGAGGUAUGGUUUGUUGGAUGCCGCGGCAUGACGACAUGAGACACUGCGGUAUGGACAUCUUGGAUGCUGCGUCAUGGAGCAUGGUUUUGGAUUAGGGUGUGUGCACUUUGCAACACCUUUGUACUUUGUGUUUUGAUUUUAUAGCCUCUGAUCUGUGUGCGAAUAAAUGCUGCUCUGAUGUAUUUUUGAACUUCUUGAUGGGCCGGGUAUUAUACCGGUUUUUUUUUGGCAUAGAAUAGAUCGAAUAAAAACCUUCUUUCACCCCGCAUUAUGUGGGGGUGGGGGAGGUUUUAGCAGAUCUAGGAUAUGCGAUGUAUAGUUUUUCUGGGUGUUAAUAUAUUUACAUUUCAUCCAAAAAAAAAUUUAGACAGCUUUUAGUGGAGAAAGUGAAGUCAAUUCGAC
This is a messenger RNA of Cuscuta epithymum, 4175 nucleotides long. The record is from the annotation of a GenBank genome assembly. Lineage: Eukaryota; Viridiplantae; Streptophyta; Magnoliopsida; Solanales; Convolvulaceae.